AGUCCGGAUUCCAACACCAAAGUUAAUAAAAAAAAAGAGGAGAGAGAAAAAUCGAAGGUUGAUUUUAUGGCAGUUAGGGUUCGCUAUUGAUCCCCGAAGCUCUCAAUUUUCGAUACUGCAUACUAUCCCUCUCCAUUGUAAACCCAAAUCUCACGUGUUUAUAGUUAAUUGUGACCAGCCUGGUUGAAUUUAUCUGGAAAUUUUUGAAUUUGAAUCUUAAAGAGAGGAGUUCGCUGCUGCUGCUGCUGCUAUGGGCGCACAAGAGAAAUCGCAAGCGAACUCCAACUCGAUACAGCGGGUGAAGGUCUACCGUUUGAAUGACGAUGGAAAAUGGGAUGACCAGGGGACUGGGCAUGUUACUGUAGACUAUUUGGAGAGAUCAGAAGAUCUAGGCUUGUAUGUUAUUGAUGAAGAAGACAACGAGACAUUGCUUUUGCAUCGUAUAACCCCAGAUGACAUUUACAGAAAACAAGAAGAUACAAUAAUUUCAUGGAGAGAUCCAGAAUUUUCUACAGAAUUAGCACUAAGCUUCCAAGAAACUACAGGGUGUUCGUACAUUUGGGAUCAUAUCUGUAAUGUGCAAAGAAAUCUACAGUUCAGCACUCUAAACAGUGAGACAUUUCACAGCAUGAACAGUGAGUUGAGAGAAUUGCCUGCUGUUGAACUUUCCACACUUCCUUUGAUCCUUAAGACCGUGUCUGAGAGUGGUAUUGCAGAUCAGAUGAGACUGACAGAGCUUAUACUGAAUGAUCAUGAUUUUUUCCAGAAGCUGAUGGAUGUUUUCAGAAUCUGUGAAGACCUAGAAAACAUUGAAGGUCUUCACAUGAUAUUCAAAAUAGUCAGAGGGAUCAUUUUGUUCAACAGUCCUCAAAUCUUUGAGAAAAUAUUUGGGGAUGAAUUGAUCAUGGAUGUUAUUGGUUCACUUGAGUAUGAUCCUGAGAUUUCUCAUGUCCAACAUCAUCGUGGUUUUCUGAAAGAGCACGUUGUUUUCAAGGAGGCCAUACCAAUCAAAGAUCCCCAUGUCCUGUCAAAGAUACAUCAGACGUACAGAGUUGGUUAUUUGAAGGAUGUUGUUUUGGCUAGAGUAUUGGAUGAGGCCACAGUUGCAAACCUGAAUUCCAUAAUUCAUGCAAAUAAUGCUGUUGUUGUUUCUUUGUUAAAGGAUGACAAUACCUUUAUUCAAGAAUUGUUUGCUAGGUUGAGAUCGCCCACCACAUCUGCAGAAUCAAAGAAAAAUUUGGUAUAUUUCUUGCACGAGUUUUGUAGUUUGAGCAAGAGCAUGCAGAUGGUCCAGCAGCUCCGACUGUUUAGGGAGCUCAUGAAUGAAGGUAUCUUUGACAUCAUUGCUGAUAUAUUGCAGAGUCAAGACAAGAAACUUGUCCUAACUGGAACAGAUAUCCUCAUUCUUUUCUUGAAUCAGGAUCCAAACCUUCUGCGUUCUUAUGUUGUUCGGCAGGAAGGAAUCCCACUACUAGGACUGUCGGUUAAAGGAAUGAUAACAGACUUUGGGGAGGACAUGCACUGCCAGUUUCUUGAAAUUCUUCGCAGUUUACUGGAUUCCUAUACACUGUCAGGAGCACAGAGAGAUAAUAUAAUUGAAAUCUUCUAUGAGAAGCACCUGAGCCAAUUAAUUGAUGUUAUAACAGCGUCUUGUCCUGAUGAGGUUCUUCCUCGAUCAAGUGGUAAAUCUUCAGGGCUUGUUGAGAGAGUUGACACUCAUAAUGGUGUGAAGCCAGAAAUACUAUCAAACAUAUGUGAAUUGCUAUGCUUCUGUGUUCUGCACCAUCCAUAUAGAAUAAAGUGUAACUUUCUCCUUGAUAAUGUUAUUGAAAAAGUCUUGACACUGACAAGAAGGAAAGAAAAGUACCUUGUUGCUGCUGCUGUUCGUUUUGUUCGCACUAUCCUUUCCCGCCAUGAUGAGCAUUUGAUAAAUCAUUUUGUCAAGAACAACCUCCUCAAACCAAUUGUAGAUGCCUUUUUGAGCAAUGGUGAUCGUUAUAAUUUGCUGAACUCUGCCAUUUUAGAGCUUUUUGAGUAUAUCCGCAAGGAAAACUUGAAAUUGUUGCUCAAGUAUAUAGUUGAUUCAUUCUGGAAUGAUUUGGUCAAAUUCGAGCAUUUGACCUCCAUUCAGGCUCUAAAAGUUAAAUAUGAGCAGUGUCUAGAGCAGUGUGGAGCAAAAAGUACUGGUAGCACAUUGGAUCCAAGAAAACGAAAUGAUGAGCGUGCACUAGAAAAGGAAGAGGAAGAUUACUUCAAUGGGGACAGUGAUGAAGAAGACACGGCAUCCGCAUCCCAUACUCAAAAGGCACAAGCUCAAUCAGUCUCUCCCAAUGGGGUUGCUGCAGGCUACCCGUCAUUAAGUCCAAGAUCUGGAGGACUUGUUGAUUAUGAUGAUGAUGAAGAUGACGAAGACUAUAGACCACCUCCUAAGAAACAGCUAGAAACACCUGAGGAAGAUGAAGGAACUAGUGAAUCCCUUAGGAUGAAGCGGAAAUUGCCUUCCAAGGAUAAGGAGCCUGACCUAGUGAAGAAACAGCGAUUAGCUAAACACUCGAAGCCAAAAGAGAGUGUAUUUGCUGCUUUAUGUUCAACACUUAGCCAUGCCGUCUUGCCCAGCAAGAAAGCUGCAACUGCCAUGCACAUAACUCCUUUGGAUGGAAACAAAGGCCCAGUUGAAGAAAGUCAUAGAGAUAAUGAUCCAGUCAUUUCUAGAAGCUGUUCUGAUAACAACAGCAAUUCAAGUGAGGAAAACCACAGGGAGAAGGAUCCUGCUGGUCCUAAAAGCUGUUCUGACUGCUUGCACAGCACAUCAGAAAAUGGACAGAUAAUUGGAGAUGAUGGUCCAUUAAUACCACCCCCCAAAUCCUCACCAGAAAUGGCUGUAAAUGGUUCUUAAGUUAUCUAUCGGGAUUGUGGUUAGCAGGUUGACGUGUUUGGUUCCCUGUUUCAUUUGACUCGUGGUUGUCACAAAUCAGGCUUGUUUUUCUGAAGGAAGGGCAUGGUCUGGAGGAAGUGAGACGAAAGGUGGGUGAAUGACGUUCGUAGCUUUCCAUUUAUGGUAAGAGUAUAUUGUAUAGUGCCCAAAUGCCCGACCAGCCUCUCUGAUUUUGAACAGAAAUCGUGGCUUCUGUGAAAACAACCACCCAACGGGCUAUUUUCCCAUUUUUCCCCUUUCCACUCUCUUUUCCUUUCAUUUUCUUUAUUUUUGUCAAUUUAAAUAUCCUUAAUUUUGUUUCUGCUCUUAUAUAGCCAGUGUAAACAGCAUGAUAGAGAGGGCAUCAAUACCUGCCCUUUAUAACAGGGCCCCUUGUUACAGUUGAAAUCUUAUUUAAUGACCAUUGUAAACCAAAAUACGUUCCCAUCCU
Molecule: messenger RNA, 3365 nt
Organism: Populus nigra (black poplar)
Lineage: Eukaryota; Viridiplantae; Streptophyta; Magnoliopsida; Malpighiales; Salicaceae
Exons: 24
Coding region: 251-2896 (881 amino acids)
Biological process (GO): protein dephosphorylation
Cellular component (GO): protein phosphatase 4 complex; nucleoplasm
Molecular function (GO): protein phosphatase activator activity
Source: RefSeq, a predicted model, not a curated record